Molecule: messenger RNA, 261 nt
Organism: Didymodactylos carnosus
Lineage: Eukaryota; Metazoa; Rotifera; Eurotatoria; Philodinida; Philodinidae
Source: the annotation of a GenBank genome assembly
AUGCCUGAUCGUGCACUCAUUCAUUUAACAAGAGCAUUCAAACUUCGAGUAAUAUUAUUCUCUUCAGAACAUCCUGCUGGUGAAUCGCUUUAUUACAUUGGUAAAGCACGUGCAGUCAACAAAAGUUUUAAGGAAGCUCUAAAAUGUUUGGCAGAUGCUCUUUUCAUAUUUGAAACAAAAUUGUCACCGGAAUGUCGUCAAGCAGAAGAUACACUAGCAGAAAUUAGAACUGUAGAGGAAGCAAUGUUGUCUCACCCAUAG